Molecule: messenger RNA, 1545 nt
Organism: Rasamsonia emersonii CBS 393.64
Lineage: Eukaryota; Fungi; Ascomycota; Eurotiomycetes; Eurotiales; Trichocomaceae
Exons: 4
Coding region: 1-1545 (514 amino acids)
Source: RefSeq, a predicted model, not a curated record
AUGGCUCCCUUGAUUUCUCCCCUCCUUUCGUUCUCUUCCCUUCUCGCCCUCGCAGCUGCAGCCUGCAUCUCCUCCGGCGACCAGACCGCCAUCAACAACGCGUUCCAGCAAGGUGGCGCCGGAACAGUCGUCCAGCUCUGCCCUGGAGCGGUCAUCUCCAUCUCGGAGUCGAUCAGCUUCACGGCCAAUGACCAGGAGAUCUCGACCGAGGGCUAUCCCACCGACGAGAUGCGCGCCACCAUCCAAGUGGCUUCGGGCAGCAAUGUCAGCACGCUGAUUUCGGGGAACUCGUUUGAUGGCAUUCGUAUCAAGAACAUCCAGCUGGAUGGGACGAGGCCUGUCAAUGGGAUGGUGGUUGGUGGCGGUGCCAAUAUCGAAAUCGGUGGUGCCAGCAACGGCCAGGUUGUCUCGAAUAUCGUGUCCAAAAACCCCCGCGGAUGGAGCUGUCUUCAUAUCAUCCAGUCUGGCGAUGACAGCAAGCCCUGCACCAAUGCUACUGUUUCUAAUAAUGAGAUCGGUCCCUGUGGUGAAGAGGGCACUAACGCAGCGGGUAAUGGUCAAUGGGCUGAUGGCAUUUCGUUUGCUUGUACCAACUCGAUCGUGUCGAAUAACACGAUCACCGGCAGCACUGACGGAGGAAUCGUCCUGUUCGGCGCUCCCGGCACCACCGUAACCGGCAAUACGAUCACUUCUUCCGCCACCAACAAAGGCUUUGGCGCCAUCAACAUGGUCGACAACCUGUACGGCGGCAGCUAUGCCAACGUCCUUGUGACUGACAACGUCAUCACCGGCCAAAAGCUCUUCAGCGUCGGCGUUUCCAUCGGCGCGUACGUCUGGUCCUUCAACGACCCGUUCUUCCUGUCUGGGCCGGCGACGAUCACAAACAACAGAUUUGCUGGCAAUAUCACGUUUCCGAUUGCCAUCAACGGGUGGACCGGUGGUCUUACGGAAAACUGUCAGGUCACCGGCAACGAUGUUUCUCAAGUCACCAAGCCCAGAUCCUUAUUCGCAGACGCCGUUACCUGCAGCGCUGAGAUCAAGACGCUGUUCAACGAAAACGCCGAUCUGGUAUACUAUCCUCCCGGCCUCACGGGGACCACCGACCUCCAGUCGGGAUUCGUCCAGGCGACACAGAACGCAACCAACUUCAUCUGCACGACCGGCCUCUUGCCCAGCGAGCAGACCUACGAAGCGAACGGACUCAAUAUCGUCUCCGACUCGGCCCCCUUUGCGACGCUGCACGGCGACAUCGUGAUGCAGUACCAGGGAGACAGCAAUGUCGUCGUGUACAACACGUCAACGGGGGACUACGUCCCCGUGUGGGCGUCGGGCCACACCGUGUCGCAAGGCUGCGGUAGCCCCAGCUUGUGUCAUCUGAGUUUCCAGGGUGAUGGGAACCUGGUGACGUACUAUAACAACACGCCGCUGUGGAGCACUGGCACGGCUGGGGUUGGGAAGACGAUGAAUUGCUUGAAUGCAGCGCCGUGGAUUGAGAUUCUGGAUGCUUCGGGGAAGGUGGUCUGGACCACGGCUGAUUCUAGUUAG